Molecule: messenger RNA, 6693 nt
Organism: Cryptotermes secundus
Lineage: Eukaryota; Metazoa; Arthropoda; Insecta; Blattodea; Kalotermitidae
Product: transient receptor potential cation channel protein painless
Exons: 2
Coding region: 61-2856 (931 amino acids)
Biological process (GO): transmembrane transport; monoatomic ion transport
Cellular component (GO): membrane
Molecular function (GO): monoatomic ion channel activity; protein binding
Source: RefSeq, a predicted model, not a curated record
CCUCAGCUGCUUGCGUGGAAAUUGACUGUGUCGUCUUACGAGUACUUGUGUGAAGGAACCAUGUCCAAAAAUAGGGAUGCAUGCAGUGUAUGCAUGCCACCAGAUUUUCAAGCACAGCUACUCACAGCUCUCAAGGACAGGGACAUGAUCCUUUUCAGUAGUCUUCUACAGCAAUGUAAUGCAGAUGGCAAGAAGGUCGUAAACCCUGACCAUCCAUAUGGUGAUCCUCAUUAUGCCACAUGUUUGUAUAUGGCUUGUAAGGAACAUGACUCUGAAGAGUUCAUAGUAGCCUUGCUGGCUGCUGGUGCAGAUCCCAAUCAUGUGAAUCCCAUUCGUAACAAAGCGCCUUUGCAUGUCGCAACUGAACAUGGCAACUAUAGAGCAAUAGCUGUAUUGCUGCAAGACAGCAGAACUGAUGUCAACAUCCAGGACAACUUUGGCUGCACAGCUUUGCACACAGCAGCCAAGCAUUUCAUGAAGAACAGAGAUGACAUGGAGAGAUGUAUUGCACUUCUUAUGGCCAAGUCUAAUAUACAGAUCAACAAGCAUAACCGAAAAGGACGCACAGCAGUGCAUGAAGCACUUCUAGGACAUUGUAAACUUGCUGUUGAAGCUAUUCUGAGAUAUGGUAAAUUUAAUGUUGCGAUUGAAAACAGAGACACACAAAGUGGAAAAACAAUACGAGAACUCAUACAAGAAAAGUUCCCUGAUAUAUACCUGCCUUCACCAAAGUCAGUAGAACUUUCAGAAGAGGAAGAUACAGAGGUCACUACUUUGUUUGAAUAUCUGUACUUCAAAAAAUAUCAUGAUUUUAAAUCAAAGUUUGAGACAACUGAUAAAAAAGCACUAAUAAAUGCUGAUGAUGGAAAAUUUACAUUCCUGCAGUAUGCUUGUCAUCAUGGUCUGUGUGAUAUAGCAAAGUUCUUGUUGUCCAACGGCGCUGAUCCUGAUGCCACAGUACCUACCAAUAGGAAGCCUCCAAUAUUUCAUGCAUGUUCAGGUGGAUUCUAUGACAUCCUGCUGUUGUUAUCAGAAUACAAGGCAAAGGUUGAAACAGUUGACAGUAAAACAUUACUCCAUGCUGUGGUGAAAGGUAAAGAUCUAAAACCAGCCCAUGGCAGUGACUACCGAAAAUGCUUUAAACUGCUCUUGGAAAGGAAAGAGAGUUUAAAACUCGAAAUUAAUGCCACAGAUAUUAAUGGGAACACUGCCUUGCAUUAUGCAGUCAAAGAAGAAGACCAGCACUAUGCCAGAGCUUUGCUUCAGAAUGGGGCAUAUGUUGGGCUUGAGAACCAUUUUGGUUAUCCACCUCUAGCUGACAUUGAUCCAGUAACUUUAAGAAGCUUCCUAGAUGACUGUUUAGAAAGCAAUGGCAAGUUCAGGAGAGAUGACAAAUAUGAACUAACAUUUAAAUAUGGAUUCCUUGAACCACCCACAAAUGAAUGUAGUGUACAGUAUUUCCAGUCUCAAGAAAGUGGCCAACUGGGCAGAUCAAGCACAGACUCACAUAAACCUGUUCCUGAGCUGUAUCCACUCCAUUAUAUCAGCAAGUCUCAAGACCUCAGGCCACUCCUUACGCAUCCUGUGCUACUCAGUUUCCUGCACCUCAAGUGGAACCACUUCCGAAUCUUCUUCUACACUAACCUCAUAUUUUACGCAGUAUUUGUGGGCUUGCUGACACUUCACAUUCUCGGAGACUGUUCAGAAAAACCUGGAAACACCUCGAACCCACAAAUAAUUUUACAUGACAGAACAAAGCAUACAGGUAUACAGUGGAUACUGCUGGUCAUUCUCUUGGUAGGCCUUAUGCUACGAGAACUGUUCCAAAUGGUUGUGUCACCCAAAAGGUACUUCUGUGGCUUUGAGAAUUGCAUUGAGCUGCUCUUGAUUAUAUCCACACUCAUUAUUCUGUCUAAGGAAGGGAGUGAGUGUGCCCGGUCUCUUGAUGCCAUUGCAAUACUACUUGCUUGGACUGAAAUGUUCCUCCAGAUUGGUCACAUCCAUGUGCUGUCCACAUACAAUGAGAUGAUGCGUAGAGUUCUGUGCAAUUACUUAAAAUUCUUGGUAUGGGAUGUUUUCCUCAUCAUUGCUUUUGCUCUUGGAUUUUAUUCACUCUUUCAUGAUAGAAUAACAUCUGGACAGAAUGGCACUGAAGACAAUUUCUUUCAGCAACCUUCUAUGUCUAUAUUCAGAACACUUAUAAUGCUAAUGGGUGAAUUUGAUAUCUCCAGUGUACCAUUUGAUCUUGUGCCUGGUCUGAGUUAUGUAAUAUUUCUUUUCUUCGUGCUUUUAGUACCCUUAGUCAUGGUGAACCUGCUCAAUGGCCUGGCAGUAAGUGACACACAGGCCAUUAAAAAUGAUGCACAACUAGUUAGCAUUGAAUCCAUGAUUGAAACAAUAUUUUAUUUUGAAACCAUGCUCUUAGGGGAUCCCUUGUCUUGCCCUUGUCCAGUGGGAGCAAAAUAUCAGUGCUGCUGUUGGCCAAAAUACAUUCACCCCAACCUCAUGUGUGUACAGAACUUAUUCAAGAAUGUAUUUAUUUUUCCAAAUUCAUUGCCCAACAAUGAAUUUAAGGUAUUUCCUAAUCUGGGCCAGAGAAUUAUCAUCUUCCCUAGUACAGUUUUUCCAAAGAAGAAAACAGACUGUGAUAUGGCCACAGAGAUGGAUUGCUAUGGACUUCCUGGAGGCUGCUGUAAGAUGGACAGCAGUGUUAUGAAAUCUGCCAUGGAUAUUAUUGACAGGAAGUCAGAAGUAUCAGAGAAACAACUGACAGACAGACUGGACAAUAUAGAGAAACAGGUUCAAGCCCUUCAGGAGAGUUUGAAUGGAUGGUUUAACCAGGGUGAUGAUGAGUGACAAUUAUUGCAUAAACUCAUAUAUCUUAACAGGACUUAAUAAUAUAAUUAAAUCAGAAUUAUGGUUCAAUAUAAUUCCCACUGCAGAAAAACAAAACUGGUCUUUGCUUUGAGAUGAGCAGUCUUUGUUUUUUUCGGUAUGUUGUGAAUUAUUGCAUGGACUUCUUCCCAAGGAAUAUAAGGACUAAAAUAUGGAAAUCAGCAGUUUUGUUUCUGUAAGAUUCAAACUUGGUCUGUUAUCCUAAGAGAUGAACGUAUACUAAGGGUGUUUGGGAACAGAGUGCUAGGAAAAACUGAGGAUCUUCCUAAUUCAUACUGUUCACAUUUUUUAGCUGAUAAAAUGAAAGAUGAUGAAAUGAGCAUGGAAUGCAGCACAAAUGGGAAAGAUAAGAAACACAUAAAAUUAUAUUCAGAAACAUGUAGGAAAGGAACCACUUAGGACACCUUGGUGUAGGUAAGGGAAUAAUAUUAAAAUUGACGUAUUUUUCCAUGUCAUAAACAAGCUAGAUGGUCUUAUAAUGCAGGCUUCUUUCAUGUUUAUGUAUGGUCUGAGAAAAAACUGUCUGCCAUGUAUUUGGUAUAUUGGGCCAUUUGCAACCUCCCACAAACUGAAUUUAUUUUAUCACAGAUGUCUGUUAGUUGUAGGGGCCAAGAUGUAAGUAGUAUUAUUACAAAUGCACACUGUUGGUUAGAUGGACCUAAAGUUUUCUCAUUUAAAUCCAUCGUUCAGUGAAUAUGAUCUGGUGCUGCCUGAAAACCAGACUAUAAGAUGUCCAUCACUGGUCAACAGCUAGCAAUUGCUGGCCUGGAAAUGAAAGUCUAACAGUGGGAUUUCCACUGUUACAAAUGAAUUGUUUGAGACAGACACAUAUUCCCAUCACAACACGAGAUUCCUUGCAUAGCAGCAGGCGAAAUUAACCCUUCGACAAGGUAUUCCCUAUUCUGUCUGAGUGCAGGAUAUAAGAGUCCAUAUCUGACUACAGCAGCAGAGUUUCGUAUCUGAUGAGAACUAAGGACAGUUGAGCUACAACCAGAAGACACUUCACUAAGAUUAGUGGUGCAAGAGUGUUGUAACAUUGAAGAAGAAACGUCCAAAGACAUUGUAAGUGGGAAUAACUGUACUUGUAAAUGUAAAAGUGACUGUCCAAUAAACGUAUUUGCCAAAUCCAAGACCACGCACAAAUUUCUUGUCAAAUUACCUAGCAAACUCACAACAGUAUGUAUGGAGCUAUAUAUCCACUUCCCAUACAAACCUGGUCUCUUACCCAUGAUCUUACAGUUCAGCUGUGGCGUGUGGCAUAUAUAUAUAUAUAUAUAUAUAUAUAUAUAUAUAAUUCACACACCCAAACCUUGGACAUCACUGAUAUGGCAAAAGAGAUCACAUUUUUAACACAUAUCUACUUUGUAAUUCAGUCCACAGAAAUUCAACAAUACAGCAUUUAUGGUGACUAUCAAAAAACCCUACAGUAGCCCUAGGAAACAGACAUGUGGCUUUGAAACAACCCUGGAUAGAUUCUAACACAACAUCAAUUUGCAGGACAGUUAGGCCAGACUCAUCUUCAGAAUGCUUUUCUGGAAAGAGCAAUAAAGGGAUUUAAAGACUGCUAUGUUGCCUUUCAACAAACUUGUUUAAAAAUCACAAGUUUUUUGUUAAUGAAACUCAAACUUUGAGCCUGGACAAUUUAGCAUCAACUUCUGAUUUAAACUUGACACAUAUUCUUCAGCCACUCAAGAAAAUUGAUAUAAAUACAUCCACCCAAAAGCUGGUGUUUGUUUAAGCUUUCUGAUGUCAGACCAUUGCUUACAUUGCCAAAGAUAAUAAACACAAGGCUUAAAAAAUCAUAAACAAUUCUGUUUACAGAAAUAAAUUACAUGAAACCAAUCCAGCCCCACUGCAACGAAAAUUAUGAAAUCAAGAUGUGGCACGAGAAGUCUGCCAACUGCUCAUUUACAGUAAUGAAGUAUCAAGAACUGGACUCAAAGUUAUACAGUUUGAACUACUAACAGUGUCACCAAAUAAACCAUAAAUAAAAGAAACAUGAAGAUAUUAAGAGGAAAUCAAGAAAAAAAAGCACUACAAUUAAACAAGUUUAUCUAGUAGUUCCUGACACGGAUCUGAAGAACCAAUCUUUGUUGAUACUGAUGAUAAAUGUGGUCAUAGUGAAUCCAGAGCACUUGGUCUUUAAGACCCUGCCUGACCAUACUGUGGCCUGUAAUUAUAUUUGAAGAUGGUCUGGUAGACCAUGAACAGGUUCCCUUGGCAUUACUCUGGAGUGUCCUGCAGAAAACAUUGAAAAUAAAUCUUUAAGGGUACUAUCUUCUCAGUUGUAUUGUCAUGUAGUCUUGUAGAAGUCCACCAACAUUCUAACUCCACCUUCUUGGUCAAGGAAUACAGCAAGCAAGAAGCAGGUGGCAAACAGAGCAUAUGAAUAGUACUAUCUUCUGGUAUGUAAUGCCACAUAGUCUGGUAGAAGUGCACCAAUGUUCUGCCUUUAUCUCCAUGGACAAAGGGCAAGCCAAGCAAGAAACUACCAAGAAGUAGACAGCAGGAGAGGAGAGUAUCAUCUUCUGGGAUGUAGCACCGAGUAGUUGCAGAAGUCAACUCUAAUUUCAGAGAAAUGUACUGCCUCCUUCUUCAUAGUCCAAGAACCCAAGUAUGAAGCCAGCAAGAAACGUUCUGUGGCAUUCUAUUUCUGUUAGGUUUGAAUGCCCUACAACUGGUUUUCUUUUUUCUCAGAUUGCUGAAUAAGUCAGGCAACCAAAAGAAGCUGUUCAUAUAUAGCACCUCAACAUCCUUCAAUCUUUUCUGUCACUUGUUCUUCAGUUAGUUGCAAAUGUUGCCAUAUCUGCAGUCAUCUGAGUCUUCUCCAUAGCUAUGCAGACAUCCACAUAAUAUGCGGAGCCAGACAUGUCCCAUAACUUAGAAAUCUUUAUUCUGCAUACAGGUGUUCCUUGGGUAUCUAAUGUUUGAAAAUUUUCCUCCCCUUGAAAAGAAAUAUGACAUCAUCCACAGCCAGAUGCUCAAAAGGAGUGUUACAUUUUAAAUAUGCAGGAUCCAGCAUGUCAAAAAAAUGUCUUAAUUUCAACAGUGUGUCAUAGUUCGUGUGAUUAUUGUCAAGAUCACUGCCAUUAUUUGAAAUGUGACUAAAUCCAUGAAUGUGAGGGAAUUUUGUCACUCUCACUGUCUUGCCAUAAAAGGGCAAAAAGAUUUAUUCAGUAAUCAACCAAAAGUCUUUUAGGUUGUCAUAAUCUUCAUGUCCCCAUUUCAAUAAUAAUGACCGGAAAAAGAAACAUUUCAGAUACAGUGAUAUCAGAUAAUAAACAAGAAAGUACAAGUACUGGUAGUAUCAAUUAGUCUAUUUCACCAGCACAGUAAUAACAAGUGCAAAAUAUAACCUGAAAACACUGUAUAGAGCUGAGUCUUUAUUUAUUUAUGGUGCAAUAUUCUGCUUUACCAGCCAUAUUACUAAUGGAUUGAUGGAUAUUGUUGUCUGACACCCCUAAACAGUGCAAGUAGUAUUGGAAUAAACACAUUAGAACUCGUAUGUGUUGCCGUUGUGGAUACAAGUAUCUGACUGGCCCCUUGGUUUGCCAUCAGUCAUACCCUUCUUGGCAGGGUCAAAAUGGAGAUUGUUCCAUCUGGUCAUCUUUCUCCUUGUCUGUUUGGUCAGAGUUUUCCUCAGUUGCCUCUGAUUUGCUGUUAGAAGUACUCAGUCUUGUGUUUGUCCAGGAGCUGUACUUUGAAGCUCGUGAUGGCAUGCCCUUAUAGUGUGAAAUCAGAGAUAAGAAGCUCAAAGCAUGGGUUAGAAUGAGCUGACACUGAUUGCUUCCUGUCUCA